CAGCCCCUUCAAAAUACGAUAAGUAUUGARUUUCGAGUUUCCGCCCGUUGUGUUCUCGUUAUUUCUGAAUCAUGUAUCCGAAGGAGCCGUUGCCAUUGCAAAUACGCAGGUCUAACAAACCCGAGGAUCCGCCGGGAAAGAUAGCAGUAAGAAGUUCUUCGAGUUCGAUGUGCGCUGCGAAAAUUGUCACGAAACGUGAUGAAAAACCAGGCGACAGCGAUAUUCCUGCGUCGCAGUGUCCCUCCCUGGAAGAAUUUAUCAGAUUAAUGCAAGCGAAAGUAUCCCACGAAAGCAACAAUGCUGUACCAGCCGCAGCCGAGUCUUCUUGCUCCGAAUCGGGGGAUUCCUCGUGCGCAGGAAAAACGGAAUCUUCGUGGAGUUCCGCCUCCAGCUUUGACGAUUCGGAGGACGGGGGAUCGGAGGCAGUGGAACCACGGCAUAUAGCACUSAUGAAAACAGCCACGGUCGAAGAGACAUCGGCAAACAGCAAUAUCAAGUACAACAAAAACCAGAAAGGGUCUAGGCUAAGAAAUAAAAAUGACUACGGUGACAAGAAAAUAAGCGGACGCUACACCAAUUACCCUUCGGAAACGAAGAAAAAUUUCUCUGAUACCAGCGCCAUGAAAAAGGGUAGCUCUCCCGCGAUUUCGAAUGCCAAAGCGACACUUGAUUUAUCGAGCGCUCUUCGGGGUUGCAAAUCCAGUGCGUCUCUGGAUCUAUCCGACGCCUGCAAGAGAUAUAGAGAAGCCGGCCCUGGCGUGUCCGGGCUUGGCGCCAGGGCUUUCCGACGCCAAGACGAUUGGGUAGGCGGCAGUGCCAACGAGUUGAACGUUCCGGAAGAACGAUGGAAGGUCAAGGCCACCGAUAGAUCUCGCUCCAAUAGAUACUUUUGAGGCGUGGCACCAGAGUGAGAUGCUACUGUGAGACGUAAGUAUCUCAAACAUCAGUCUUCCAUCUGCUCCUGCCCUUCUACCAUAAUCAGCCCAAGGACACACCCCUUUUGACAAUGCCGUGAUCGUUAGACAAUCAAAAGACGAAUAAAACAGUCCUCGGUCGGUGAAAAGCACAAAUCUAUCAGUUCCAGACUAUUGUCUCGAAAAGAUCAACUAAAGUGAUUCUAGUGAU
Molecule: messenger RNA, 1125 nt
Organism: Pseudo-nitzschia multistriata
Lineage: Eukaryota; Bacillariophyta; Bacillariophyceae; Bacillariales; Bacillariaceae
Source: the annotation of a GenBank genome assembly